This is a messenger RNA of Dendronephthya gigantea, 3893 nucleotides long. RefSeq lists its product as uncharacterized. NCBI's taxonomy places the organism in Eukaryota, Metazoa, Cnidaria, Anthozoa, Malacalcyonacea, Nephtheidae. The record is from RefSeq and is a predicted model, not a curated record. The transcript has 3 exons. The coding region runs from base 18 to 2816 and encodes 932 amino acids.
UAUGUGGUGUGGUUGUCAUGGUCAUGGCUGCAAUUGCAUGCCAUAACCCUUUAUAUUUCAGCCAUUUGUCAACAAGACACAACCAGGACCCCGCAACUGUAUUCCUUCAAACUCCUUCCAGAUACAACAAAUACCUCCGUCUUGUAAUAGCAUCAUGGAUUGUAGAAAACUCUGUGAACACUUCCUACAUCAUUCCCCUUCAAGAUGAAUCCACAUUAAAUGCCGCUAGUGGUAAAGAGAAAGAGACAUAUUGGAAGUCAAAUGCAUGUACAGGAUCUGAAAACAUUGUACAAAAAAUGCACGUAGAUAACAAUGACAAACACAACUGCUCUUCAGUUCAGAAAAGUGCGAAGCAAAAAACAGAACCGAAACUCCAACCUAAAACGGAAGAAAUUUGUGAAGACUGUAAUGCAUCCCCAGAUGACAAGGACCACGACUACAACUCCUCGUCUUCACUUCGAAGUUGCAAGGCUGAACAAGAAUCGGAAUUUCAACCCAAAUCAACUAAAGGAGAAAAGAAAUUUCAGUGCGGCUAUUGUCACUCAAGUUUCACCACCAACUUUUCGUUCCGACGACAUAUGCAAUCUCGACAUCCAACUGCGACAGCUGACCUUAAUGGCAAAACCGAAUGUAACAGCUGUGGAUUUAAAUGUCACAGGAUUUGUGACCUGAGAACGCAUCUUUCACAACAACACAACGUUAUUUUCAUAAAUGAAUCUAUUACACUAGAUAACGUCAACGAAUUUGAAGAUUGGAAACAGUCAUUGGAAGAAAAGGGGUGUUGCUCGUUUGUCAAGGCAACUGGUAGCAAAAAUAGUGGAAGUGUACAAUAUUACCAAUGCAAUCGUGGUGGGCACUAUAAAUCGAAAACAACAGAGAAACGACGAACAAAAUCUCAAGGAACCUGCAAAUUACAAAAUAACUGCACGUCAACCAUCAAAGCUGUCGUGACAGAAGAAGGGAAAGUAUCCGCUGAAGUUUGCCACACGCAUUACGGACAUGAUAAACAGCUGCAACACACGUGGUUACCAACAGCAAAAAGGCAACAAAUAGCAGCUCUUCUAAAAGAAGGGGUAUCGAGAGACAAGAUACUGGAGGAUAUACGAGAAAGUGCAAUGAAUGGAACAAACGAAUUCACAAGAUAUCAUUUAACAGACAAGAAGGACGUAAGCAAUAUUGUUAAGUCAUUUGGAUUAAGUCAAGUCCAAAAACAUACAAAUGAUCAGGAAAGUGUCAGGGCAUGGCUGGGAGAAUGGGCAGCAAGCGAGAACAACCCUGUUCUUUUUUGCAAAUUUCAAGGCGAAGAUUCACCUGAAGAUGUUGACUUACUCAAAGAAGAUUUUAUGAUAGUAUUACAAACACCUUUUCAAAAAUUGAUGGCAACAAAGUUCGCUGUAAAAGGAGUAUGCAUUGACGCAACGCAUGGAACCACGGGGUAUGAUUUCCCUCUAACAACAGUCAUGGUAAUGGAUGAGCAAGGUGAAGGGUUUCCAAUAGCUUGGUGUUUGUCCAAUCACGAAGACGUUACGCAUAUGUGCAUUUUCUUCGGUUUGUUGAAGCAGAAUUGUGGUAUCUUGACGCCUCGCUGGGUUAUGUCUGAUUUGGCAAACCAAUUUUAUAAUGCAUGGGUUGCCAUAAUGGGAGGUAAUCCUCUAAAACUUGUCUGUACUUGGCAUGUUGACAAGGCAUGGCAAGAGGAAUUGAGAGCCAAAGUUCACGAUACCGUCACUGCUGCUGAAAUUUAUAAGAUGCUAAGGACCGUACUUCAGGAAACGGAUAAACUUAAUUUUCAGGACUAUUUACAUCAACUGCUUGAGCAACUACCAUCGCUUAGUCCCGAAUUCUACGAGUACUUUAAAAGGGAGUGGUUCGACAGAACAGAGAUAUGGGCAUACUGCUUUCGACUCGGUAUGGGCAUAAAUACAAACAUGCUGGUAGAGGCAUUCCACCGCGUAUUUAAAUACAACUACCUUAAGGGUAAAGUAAACAAAAGAGUUGACAAAUGUUUAGUAAACCUUCUCAAGUAUGUCAGAGACAAAUACUUUGAAAGGGUAAUCAAACUAACCAAGGGGAAGAGUUGCCACAAGCAACGUCUAAUCCAGGAUCGCCACAACAAAAGCAGGGCCAUGACAACCGAAGCUGUUGAGGUACUUGAUGACUUACGAUGGAAAGUUCGUGGACAGAACGGAGAAAACAUUUAUAUUGUUUCAAAACAAGCAACCAAUUGUGCAGGCACCACUUGUCAGAUUAAAUGCCCAGAAUGCAAUAUUUGUAUACACCAAUAUGUAUGCAACUGUCCUGACAGCCUAAUCCAAAGUACGAUUUGUAAGCACGCACAUCUUCUUCAGCGUUUUUUACUACUAAAGCAGACUACGGAGAAUGGCGACGAUUGUGGACUAAUUCCAGACAUCAGACGCAACGAUGAGAGCAAGUAUAAAGAUACGGAAGUCAAAUUAGUAGCAGAACAUCUUAAACAGGACGCUGGCCCACCGAAAGACAUCCAAGCACUCAGGCUGAGAUUAAGGCAAAAACUGAUUGUUUUAGCUGAUAGUGUGUUGACUUGUGACAACAAAUCUUCAUUGCAAGAACUUGAAAAGCAACUAAAUUCAGCAUCCCACCUUUUCAGUUCAAUGAAUAAGCACAAGCCUCUAAAAUAUCUUGAAGUUACCCGCCAAUUUCCAGGAAACAAAAAUAUUGAAACUCAGCUUCGUUUCCAUUCAACAAAGAAGAAGAGAAAGCUUCCAAAAAAUAUCCGUUUCAGUAAACCAACUAGGGCAGUAAUCGAUAAAUUAUUUUCGAACAAGGAAGGUAAAUGAAUUAAUUACAGUACUAGUAUUAGUAAUAGAAUGCGAUGUGACAUGUGUUAUUUCACACGAACUGGGAAUAGUUAAGAAUACGGGAAAGGGAGGCUUUGAGGCCAAAGGUGUGUUGUGAUGCACACUGCAUUUAAAUGCCAGAAAAUUAGGAAACUUAUUUAAAUUAUCUAAUAACUGGGUAAAAGAAUCUAUAUAAUUGCCAAGUCUUUUUUGUAGUGUAUUUGUAUGUGCAAUCAUUAUAUAAGUGGAAAUAUUUCUGUUUUCAGACAUUGACUCCAUGUUAAGGUGGUUUGGUGUGCCAGAGGCCACAAUUAUAAAAGUGAACAGUCCAGGCAACAAAGUGUAUAUGCUUCAAGUAAAAGACAUUAAUCUUGAUGGUGAACAUCCACCUGAAGAAGCACUUGGCAGUGAUAUCACACUAAUGAAGAAGCAUUGUACAAAUACUGCAUGGAAAAAGAUUAUUGACUCAUGUAAGCAAAUUUUUCAAAGAAAGAUUAUCACCAAGUGUUGAGUACUAGUUUUGAAUUAGUAUAUUCAUUAUAGUCACUGCUCUUAAAGAAGAAUGGAAAUGUAACACUUGCAAUACCUCUAAUUAUCAGAACAUGAUAAUGUGUGAUGAUUGUGAAAGCUGGCACCACUGGUAGGAUGAAUUUUCUUUCUUUAGAGAGUUGCACUGUAUAACAUAAUCAACAUAUUUUAUAAGUUCCCAUUCAAAAUUAUGACAAAACAUGUUCAAGUACCCAUUCAUGAAACAUUUAUAUAUUUGACAAUGAAGGACCUGUGUGAAGGUGGAAGAGGAAACAGAUGAGUGGUACUGUCAAUUGUGUGAACACUUACAUACCUAAUCCUCAGCCUCAGGUACUGUAAAGUGCAUUAUUGUAAACACUAGCCUAUACAGGUUUUUACCAUUGUAUGAAAUUUUAUAAUAGCCUAAUAUGUUUCUGCAUCUUAUAGGUGUUUGUGCUUACAGUAUGUUUAACACAAAAGAAAAGACUAAAAAGUAGACAUUCCUGAAUAGUGACAGAUCUCACAGAUUUCUCAGGAAAGUAGUUUCACUGGGUUAAGGCCCUGUUACAC